UUCUCUCAUGUGCUUUUUAAUGUAAAAAAAAAAAAACUUAAAAUUUAUUAAACAUGCGAUGCGAUGUAUUUUACUAAGUUCAUAGGAAAUAAUAAUUCUAUAAAUUAUUUAACGUUUAAUUGGCCACCAGUACAAAAAAAAAAUAAGAGAAUCUUUUUAUUGGGACAACUAACUCAUUUGUCCUUGUAGUGAGAAAGUCCAUCUCUAUGAUUUAGACCAUUUCUGGAAACCAUCCAAUGAACGGCUCAUCACUGCCCCCCACACGGACCUGCUUAUCUUGUUUAUCAACCACCGGGUCCCAACCAUCUCACAACUCCCUUCUCAUCCAGCGGUCACAACUCUAUCCACACCUGAAAAAUCUCACCAUCUAACGGUUCACACUAAUACCUUCUCUCAUUUAAGUUGCACCCAUGAAACACCACAUCAUAUCUAUAAACCAGCCACUCUUCUUCACCCUUCUUCUUUCCCAGACUUUCAGGCUUUCAUUUCAUCACUCCCACUUCUUCUUCUUCUUCUUCUUCUUCAUAAGAAAAGAAACAUAUAUAUAGAUGUCAAGCCCUCAUGAGCUCCCUCCAGGUUUCAGGUUCUACCCAACUGAUGAGGAACUAAUAGUGCACUACUUGAGAAACCGGGAAGCUUCACUGCCAUCUCCGGCGAGCAUCAUCGGAGAAGUAGACAUCUAUAAGUUUGAUCCAUGGGACCUACCUGCAAAGGCGACGUUUGGAGAUAAAGAAUGGUACUUUUUUAGUCCAAGAGAACGCAAGUAUCCGAACGGUGUCAGGCCAAACCGGGCGGCUGGUUCCGGUUACUGGAAGGCUACUGGCACUGAUAAGAAAAUAGUUUCCGGCAAGGAGAACGUUGGUGUCAAAAAGGCUUUGGUUUUUUAUCAAGGAAAGCCUCCCAAGGGACACAAGACUAAUUGGAUCAUGCAUGAGUAUCGCCUUUCUCAACCUAUAAAGCUGGGCGAUUGGGUUUUGUGCCGUAUUUACAAGAAGAGUAGUCAUCUUUGGGAUUUAGAACAGGAAGGAUCUAGUGUGGAGGAUAUUCAUACAUCGAAUCCGAAAAAUAACAAGCAAGUAAACACUCUCAAAGCCGAGAAAUCGAUCUCUUUGUCGGACCUCCUUAAUGAAGCAGACUACUCAACACUGUCUCAAUUGUUUGAUAUGGAUCAAAGCAUGAACAUGGUUCAAACCAGUGUGAAUUGUCAGCCUUUAGUCCAUGAAAGCAACGGUGGUCAAAGCAAUACAGAAACAGGGUGCUCUGUUUUGAAAGAAGAGAAGAGUUUGAAAAGGCAGAGACCAGUUCAUUUUUACUCAGAGGAGGAGAUUGAUGAUAUUUUAAUACCAUCAAAGAAGAGCAAUAGCAGUAAUAAUUCCUACUUUUCAAACCAGUUUUAUAGCCCACAGUGCAACUUGCUGAACCAACACUUGUUGUUAAACCCUCAGUUAAGGUUGCAGUAAUCAGCUUGGAGACAUACCAGUACAACACUUAAAACAUAUAGAAAGGCAUAAACUUUUUUCCUCUAUACUUAGCUUGUGUGUUUAUACAAAAAAACAGGUUGUUGUUGUUGAUGAUGAUGAUGAUGAUGAUGAAAAUGAUGAAAAUGAUGUUAAUGUUGUUCUUGUUGUUGUUGUUGUUGUAUACAUUGACUGGUUUUGCAAUUAGAUUUGAAAUAAUUUUAAAGUUCUA
This is a messenger RNA of Dioscorea cayenensis subsp. rotundata (Guinea yam), 1689 nucleotides long. Its product is annotated as NAC domain-containing protein 2-like. NCBI's taxonomy places the organism in Eukaryota, Viridiplantae, Streptophyta, Magnoliopsida, Dioscoreales, Dioscoreaceae. Gene Ontology annotation, molecular function: DNA binding. The record is from RefSeq and is a predicted model, not a curated record. The coding region runs from base 549 to 1460 and encodes 303 amino acids. The transcript is spliced from 3 exons. Gene Ontology annotation, biological process: regulation of DNA-templated transcription.